Passer domesticus (house sparrow) is the source of this 6904-nucleotide messenger RNA. It is a transcript of the gene GLRA3, whose product is annotated as glycine receptor alpha 3. NCBI's taxonomy places the organism in Eukaryota, Metazoa, Chordata, Aves, Passeriformes, Passeridae. Bases 315 to 1829 code for a protein of 504 amino acids. The transcript has 10 exons. Gene Ontology annotation, cellular component: synapse; plasma membrane; neuron projection. Gene Ontology annotation, molecular function: transmembrane signaling receptor activity; extracellularly glycine-gated chloride channel activity; transmitter-gated monoatomic ion channel activity involved in regulation of postsynaptic membrane potential. Gene Ontology annotation, biological process: nervous system process; response to amino acid; signal transduction. The record is from RefSeq and is a predicted model, not a curated record.
CCUCCCGCCCGCCCCGCCGCCGGCCGCGGGAUGCGGGAUGCGUCCGGCGGCGGAGCGCCGGCUGCUGCCAGGAGCCGGGGGCAGCCGGGCGGGCAGGGGGGCUCCCGCCGCCGCCGCGGCUCGGCGCCGCCGCCGCGGCUGGGCUUAGGCUCCCGCUGGGCUGCGAUGCGGAGCGGCGGGGCGGGCGCGGCGGGGCCCUGCGGGAGGGCGCGGGGCGCCGCCGGGCGCUGAGGCGGGCGGGCGGGCGAGGAGCCGCCGGAGCUCUCCAGGGUGCUGGGUGCUGCCCGCCCGAGCCGCGCCGCGGAGCCCCUCCGAUGCCUCCGAGAGCGCCGCUCCCGGGCUCCGCCGCCUCUCCGAGCAGCAUGGCCCGGAUUAGGUACCUCCGCGCGGCUGUCUCGGGGUUUUAUCUGUGGGAAGCUGCGAUACUGCUCAGCUUGGUAGCCACAAAGGAAACAGACAGUGCAAGAUCUCGUAGCAUGCCAAUGUCACCAUCUGAUUUCCUGGAUAAGCUAAUGGGCAGGAUGUCAGGCUAUGAUGCGAGGAUCAGACCAAAUUUCAAAGGUCCUCCAGUUAAUGUCACAUGCAACAUAUUUAUAAACAGCUUUGGAUCCAUUGCAGAAACAACCAUGGAUUACCGAGUGAACAUCUUUCUCCGUCAGAAUUGGAAUGAUCCACGCCUUGCAUACAGUGAAUAUCCAGAUGACUCUUUAGAUUUAGAUCCAUCCAUGCUGGAUUCCAUUUGGAAACCUGAUUUGUUCUUUGCUAAUGAAAAAGGUGCCAACUUUCAUGAAGUUACAACAGAUAAUAAGUUGUUGCGGAUUUUCAAAAAUGGAAAUGUACUUUAUUCCAUCAGAUUGACUUUAAUACUUUCCUGUCCCAUGGAUCUCAAAAAUUUUCCAAUGGACGUGCAAACAUGUAUAAUGCAGCUGGAAAGCUUUGGAUACACAAUGAAUGAUCUCAUUUUUGAGUGGCAAGAAAAGGGAGCGGUUCAAGUAGCAGAAGGUCUCACUCUGCCACAGUUUCUGCUGAAAGAAGAAAAGGAUUUAUGUUACUGCACCAAGCAUUACAACACAGGAAAGUUUACAUGUAUUGAAGUCCGAUUCCACCUGGAGAGGCAGAUGGGUUACUAUCUCAUCCAGAUGUACAUACCCAGCCUCUUGAUCGUGAUUCUCUCCUGGGUGUCGUUUUGGAUCAAUAUGGAUGCAGCUCCAGCCAGAGUGGCUUUAGGCAUAACAACUGUGCUGACCAUGACAACACAAAGCUCAGGUUCACGAGCAUCUCUUCCAAAGGUGUCAUACGUCAAAGCCAUUGACAUCUGGAUGGCAGUGUGUCUGCUCUUUGUGUUUUCUGCGCUUCUGGAGUAUGCAGCUGUAAACUUUGUGUCCAGGCAGCAUAAAGAACUCCUGCGAUUCAGACGCAAGAGGAAGAAGAGUAAGUAUUUUGAGGGAGUUCUUGAUGGAAAUGAAAUCAGUGAAUCAUUGCAGCAUAGCAAUGGCUUGAGAUGUGCAGGACGUAUAGACGGGACUUUGCCUCAAAUCUACAGUACAAAUUUAAGGCAGGAUGAUGAUACACGUGACAGUCAGUUUAGCAUUACAGCAUAUGGAGUGGGUCCAUGUGUGCAAGCAAAAGAUGGAAUAACACAAAAGGGGGCAAAUAAUCCUGUUCAACCUGUACCAAAAAGCCCUGAUGAGAUGAGAAAGGUAUUCAUUGACCGGGCCAAGAAGAUUGACACAAUAUCCAGAGCUUGUUUCCCAUUAGCCUUUCUGAUUUUCAAUAUUUUUUAUUGGGUAAUCUACAAAAUCAUCAGGCAUGAGGACAUUCACCAGUAACAAGAUUCAGGCUUGCAGUACAUAAAGAUCUGGCUGCCACACUCAACGGGAGACCUUUUGUUAGACAUGCACACCAGAGGAGUGAUUGGAAGAGUUAAAAACAAUGAGGGGGAGGAAAAGGAUCCUGCAUGGCCUGCAGUGACCAGCUACAGUGGGAUGGAAGAAUGAAACCCAGAGAAGAUACAUCUGCUAUUGCAAACUUUCCUUGUCAAACUAAAUAUUAACAACUUUUUCAUUGAAAAUCACUAUCUACUGAAGCUUUACUGCCAAGUAUUUAUACAUAAUGUUACAUAGUGGUAAAAUUGUACAGUACUCUUUGAUGGUCCUUAAAUUUUUUUAAUUCUGGUGUAUUUUUAAUUUUGAAAAUGUCUGCAGAACACCCUAGGUGAAUCCCACAGUAUUACAGAAUAUAUUAGUGCUUCUAAGUUUUCUUUUAAUUUUACAAUAUAAUGACAAAUUACUGAUUGGAGAAAACAGCUUAAAGGACUUGAUCUAGUCUUAGGACAGUACUGUUGGUUUUACAGUGAACAUACUUAACAUUUUAAAGUCAUUUAAUUUAUUCAAUGUACUUCAUAUUACUGUUGCCUUGGAAGAUGUAUGUUGAAAUAAUCCCAGCACAAGGUAUACAGCCUAACAGUCUACCUUUCACAUGAGAAAUAUACUAAAAUUUGUAAAGCAUUGAUUCCUGCAAAGGAUUUUUUUCCUUUUAUUUACCUUUACUUUGAUAAUUUAAUUUAAUUAAUUAAUUUUAUUUAAUCCCUUUUUAUAUUUUAAGGUGUUUUUUUUCUAAAUUCAUAAAACUCAGCUUGUGAAAUAGACAAAUUACAUCAAAAUUGUGCAAUGCUUCAUUUUGAUUCAAUGCAAAGAGAUUUUGGACCAAAACAGAAAGCAGAGUCAACUCCUUUGCUGAAGCAUUUGGGAGAUGAAUACAGUUAUGUUUAUGCACAUUCAUUUCCUAUAUAUUACAUAAUUCCAGGAACUUUAAUUUAUGAAUAUGUCAAAAUGUCUGACUCAUUCCUUGAAGUUUGUUAAUAUGAUUUAGAUACUGGUUAAGAAGCGUGUCACAACUUUGGAAAAACACGCAGCUCUUCUGAAACGAAAGAAAAAUACCUGGAUGGUCUUUUACUUUACUAGAUUUCACAUUAAAAAUAGGAGAACAAAUAUUAAAACUCUUAGAUCUUCCCUGUUAGGUUUGAAUAAGCCAUAUUAGCUGCUUCUUUGAAUUAUAACACCAUAGAACAUAUUUAUGGCACGGUGUCCUGGCAAGAGUAUUUACUUUUGUCAAUCUAUUGGCAAAAAAACCAUGCUAUGAUGUGGAAAUAUAGCAUUUAGUUAUUAGAUACUCUUAAGUCCAGUUAGUGAGGCUGCUUCUCAUUGCAAAAUAUUUUUAUUUUGGACGUGUUUAAAAUGUGUGCUUUGUUGAUGAUCAGAAUGUGUAUACAAAAGCAGGAUCAGCUGGAGGCAAACAUCUGGUGCACUGCCAAAGGCAUGGUGCAUAUGAAGUAACAGAAGCAAUGUAACUCUGUGCUGGGGCUUGUAACAUAGCAACCUCGGCUUUGGUUUGGUUUGUUAUUGUUUUCCUGCCAGGAUUACUUAGAGGGAUUCUAUAAUAGUACAUCUCACAUUUUCUUAAAUUGUGAAAUUCAGAAAAACAUGUAUAAUCCACCUUUAUUUUAAAACUAUUAUUCUUUUAUAGUUUAGCUUCAUUUAUAAUCUAAAAUUAAUUAAAUUCAUUUUUUUUGUUUGUUUGUUUUUGUUUGUUUUUUUGUUUUGUUUUGGGGUUUUUUGGGGUUUUUUUUUCCUGAUAUUUUGUCUGCUAUUUUAUCUCUUUCUUUAUGUGCAUGUUCCAAAAAAAUCUCAUUCCCUUAUGAAGGUCUGAGGAGGUAUCAUGAAUUUAUGGCUGAUAUUCACCUCUCUCAAAGUUAGGGUUAGUUAUAUUGUAUGGAAAGGUUGUUAACAUGUUUCUGUUAUCAGCAAAAUAACUUUAUUUUCUUUAGGGGUUGUUUUCAAAUGCACAUUACAUUUGGCAUGUGAUUCUAUUUUGAUACAAUGGAACCAAGAUCUCUCUGGAUCUGAUGGUUUUGUGGACAUUUAAAGGAACCAUAACAUUUACCAAGGUAACAUAAACCUCUGUAGUCCACUAACAUGUUUUUCAAAAGAAAUAAUAACUUUAAGCUUCAUUUCAAUUAUUCCUGAAUUACUUUGUAUAAAGUCAUGUGGUAGAGAAAGAGAAAUGUCAUUUAAGAUUAUAAGAAAUUUCAAGGCACAAAUGCCUGCUAUUCACCACUGACAACGGGAAUAGUCCAAAACAGCCAGCAGGCAUGCCAGCCCUCUGUGCAAAGCUGGAAUCAACAACUACUGACAUCAACUAAGAUUACUGUAAGAGAUUAUAUUUUUGCAACUGUAUAAUGAAGCAGCAGGAAAUGAAGUUAAGAUGCAAGGAUUGAAAGGUGCUCUGCAGUACUUACCACACUGCAGUAUUUUUGUUGCACUCCCAUCAAAGAGACAGUGGAAAUGCAGAAAAACACUCAUCACGGAGAUAAUGCUUGAGGCAAAUGGUACCUAGCAGGCUUCCUCCUACAUCUAGAAAAGGCCCCAUUCAUUAGGCAGAAGUAAUAGCUACCUCACUUCACUAUCACUGGACCUGGGCUCUGCAGAGGACAAGUCCUUGGCAAAGCCACAUAAGAAGCCUUCUCAUAAGCACAAUCCCUGUGUGACAGGAUAAUGCAGCUUUGUCCCAAGUCAUCAUCCAACAUAGGUGCAGACAAUGUACUUCACAGGUCAUGUUUUUGUGGACCAGCCCUAUGCCUCAAAAAUUAAUUACUGGCACUUGAAGGACACUGUAACACAAUGAGAACAGAGACACUGUGGGAUCUGGAGAAAUACCCCAGUAACAGAGAUACUGAGGAGCUGACACAGUCAACAUAAAGGGAAAAAAGGGAUCCUAAUACUAAGCACCCUUAGUAUUUUUCCCAAUCCUGCUGUGUCUCCGUAGGUGCACUUGCACAGGUGGAAGCAGUAACUACAGGGGAAAACAAUUUAUGUCAUCUGCUGCAAAGUUUGUAUUGUUUUGUGACAGUAAUUUCUACCUGUGCAGAUUGACUUCCACACCAUCCUCUUUCUUGAUAGAAAGAGAAGCAAAACAGAAAGAUAGAGGAUGAAAAGUCUGGGUUGUGCAUAGGAGAACAGGGGCCACAGGGAGGGAGAAAGCCCAAAGCAGAGCCUGGAACCUCUUACGUGAUUGUCUUUUCAUUCUGCACUAAAGAGAGAUGUGGCCACAUCCCCUCACAAGGCAAAAGACUCCAGUACCUUGAGGGAGAACAAGAAAAGCCCCAUAGAGGUGCAGUAGAAAUAUUCAAGUAUCACUGUGCCUAACUACUUAAAUUCCAAACAGCAAAAUGCAUUUUAUUUUUAAAACUAGAUUCAAAUAUCAACACAAUAGGCUUGCAUGGUUAGAGGGAUGGCUUUUUUUUCUCUAUAAUGCUCAUAAACUAUGUGAAGAUGUAAGGGAAUAAGGCAUACUAAUACUGUACUACUUAGAACUCAGCUAUUUUAAGACCAAAAUAAAGUACGUUUUACUUUCAAGGACUUUUGACAGCAAGUAGUAUUGUUUAACAGGUUAGUGUAAUUCAGGAGGAAUAGAGCAUUUACUUAAGAUUUAAUUAUUUUUUUAGCUCAAUCAUAAAUUAGGUUUCUUUGGAUUCCUUUUCUUAUUGCUUAUUCCAAAAUCUGCUUUAUAAAGAAUCAUUUGUGAUGUGUGAGAGAUGAUUCUGUUUACUCACUAGACAGAAAUAUUUAGGUGAUUAAAUGUGCACUUUACAUUUAAGGAGUGAGAUAUUGCUUCCACUUCGUGUAUAAUCCCUUACAGAACUGUAGACUGAUAAUGUAGAUAAAGAUGGAAUAUAAUAAACUGUACAAAACCUUAUAUUUUUUAACAGUAGGGAAAGAUAAAAAGUCUUCCUUAACCUUAGAAAAAGAAAAAGUAUUAUUUUCAGCAAUAAUUUUAUAGUAGAAGGAAAUUAAUUUAUUUAUACCAUUCCCAGCCCAAGCUGACAUGAUUGGUUGCAAAAGAUACACUUCUUGUGCAGUUUCUGCUCUCAUUUGAGCUCAUAGAAGUUAAUCUAAUGCAACAGAAUAGAAUUUGGCCUUAAAAUGUGAAACUGCUAAAUGAGCUAGUAAUACAUACAGUACCCCUGUGAGGUAGUAAAAUAACUUUAUCCACAACUUACUGCCCAAUCAUGUGGUUAGUUAGAUGAGUACAAUAUCAGAUUUCACAGAUUUUUUCAUUUUUGAGACAACUAAGAAGAAAAACAUAAAUCUCAAACCAGACUACUUGUUAGUAGUAAAACGAGUGUUCUGUUUUGGAGUAGUUACAGAAAAGGUGUCUUCAGGCAACAAUAACCUACAGUAAUUACUGAAGUACUAUCAGUUUGGAAGGCAUGUGGAAGCAGGUUAGAUUGCUAGAAGCAGUACAUUAAUGCCAAAAAAAGUGUUGGCUCAUCCUGUCUUCUUGACAUUCUCGAAUAUUACUGCACUUCUUCACUUUCAUCUUUGUGAAAUAUGCAAGAAACAUUUCUUAUGUUUGUAUUUUAAUGUGCGUCAGAGUGAUAUUAACAGAUGAAAUGGACUCAAGUAGCUACUGAUGUUCCAUGAAUGUGGAAUUGUGAGCUGUAUAAAAAGAAAUUGUGCCAUAAGCUUUUGACAUAAAGGUUUAACAUAAUAUAUGGUAUUUUCUGUGUUAGUGAUCCUGGCUUUUUAAAGGCUACAGUGAGAAAAAAAUAAAAAUUUAUAUGAUAGUGUAUUAAUAACUUGUCUGUGAGUUUUCAAAAUAUUCUCCUGUGAGUUCUCUCUGACAGCAAUUUCAUUGCAAAGUACUUCCUUUUUUGGUAAAAAUCUAUAAAUGUGUUGUGCAUGGACUUUAUUAGAUUCCUUUUUAUUGUAUUACAGUAUCAUAUUGCACUUAAACUGACAUUCUCUGCAGUCAGAAGUGUUAAAAAUGUGAAAUUUAUGGUGUCACCGAUGUCAUUGUAGAUAUUUUGUUCAAAAAAGAAAAUAAACUUAUCUUUUUUCAGAAA